Molecule: messenger RNA, 2299 nt
Organism: Drosophila elegans
Lineage: Eukaryota; Metazoa; Arthropoda; Insecta; Diptera; Drosophilidae
Exons: 2
Coding region: 29-2212 (727 amino acids)
Biological process (GO): proteolysis
Molecular function (GO): serine-type endopeptidase activity
Source: RefSeq, a predicted model, not a curated record
GACAGUUCGUUCAAUAUCAGCGACCAGAAUGGUUCGCCUACGUGGAUUACUUUCCAGCCUGGGCCUGCUCCUGGCCAUUUACGGAGUACAGACUAGAUUUUGCGGAGGAUCCACGGAUCAGAAGUGUGUGCCACGGCAGUCCUGCAGGAUCGGCUCCGAGAAUGGAAUGCCGAUCAUCGAGUACCGACAUCUACAAGGCGGCAACUUUGGAUGUCCUUCCACGGAAACCUGCUGUCCCCUAACAGAAAUGUUGGGUAAUCCAAUUCCCGUUUUUGAUGACCCGGUUCAACUGGAUUGUGGCCACGUCAACAAGCAAGGUCUGACUUUCACCAUUAGGGGCUUGGAGGAGCUGGCCCAGGAGGCCGAGAUGCCAUGGGUGGUGGCUCUGCUGGAUGCCACAAACCUGCAAUAUAAGGCAGCCGGUUCCCUCAUUGCCCCGGAUGUAGUGCUCACAGCCAGCCAUGUGACCGACAAACUGGCCGAGAACCAGCUUCUUGUGAGGGCUGGCGAAUGGGACCUUAAUACCGACACCGAGCAGCAAAAACAUGUCGACGUUGCCAUCAGGAAGAUCGUGCGCCACCCUGAGUUUGAUGCAGACAAUGGACAAUACAAUGUGGCGCUUCUGUUCCUCAAGACACCGCUUCAGCUUACCCGCCACAUUAAUCUUAUCUGCCUGCCGUCAUCGAACCGGAACUUCAUCCAAAGCCGAUGCCUGGUCGGUGGCUGGGGUAAGAAAACCAUCGAGGCCAACAGCUACAUGAACAUUAUGAAGAAGAUCGAGUUGCCGGUGGUGGACAGCCUUACAUGCGAGAAGCAACUGCAAGAACCCUACACCAAAGACUUCAGGCUCCAUCACAGCCUGAUGUGCGCCGGCGGAGAAAUCGGCAAGGAUUCGUGCGAGGGUGACGGAGGAGCACCGCUGGCCUGUCCGCUCCAAAGCGAUCCCGAGCGGUACGAGCAGGCCGGCAUCGUUAACUUUGGAUCCGGAUGCGGAGAACCGAUCCCUGCAGUCUACACUGAUGUUUCCAAAAUGAACGUUUGGAUUAGGCAGCAGAUCGAGGCGAAUUCACCAGGAGGAGGUGGAGGUGGAGGUGAAGGCAGAUAUUUAGACAAUGGUAAUGCUCGAGGUGCAGGCGACAGAAAUAUUCGGAUUAUGGGCAAUGGUCAGGAAGGUAGGGUUGAAAAUGUGCCAGGAUUUGAGCAAAGGGGAGUACCAGUUCCAGCUGUAUGGAAUGAACGUGUGCCAGGUGGAUUAGGAGGAUCUGGUCGAGGAGGUGGUAAUGUCGCAGGUGGAGGCAGUAGAUUUGAUCAAGUGGGAGCCCCAGUGAACGUUCCAGCUAGAAAUAACGAAUAUAUUCCAGGUGGAGGCGAGGGAUAUAAUCAAGGCGGGGCCCCAGUGAACGUUCCAGCUAGAAAUAAUGAAUAUAUUCCAGGUGGAGACGGAGGAUAUAAUCGAGGAAGAGUUCCAGUGAUCGUUCCAGCUAGAAGUAAUGAAUAUAUUCCAGGUGGAGGCGGAGGAUAUAAUCAAGGUGGGGCCUCAGUGAACGUUCCAUCUAGAAAUAAUGAAUAUAUUCCAGGUGGAGGCGGAGGAUAUAAUCAAGGGGGAGCCCCAGUGAACGUUCCAGCUAGAAAUAACGAAUAUAUUUCAGGUGGGGGCGGAGGAUAUAAUCAAGGAAGAGUUCCAGUGAUCGUUCCAGCUAGAAGUAAUGAAUAUAUUCCAGGUGGAGGCGGCGGAUAUAAUCAAGGGGGAGCCCCAGUGAUCGUUCCAGCUAGAAGAGAUAACUAUAUACCAGGUGGGUUUGAGGGGUCAAAUGGAGGGGGUGGUAACGUCGCAGGUGGAGGCGGUAGAUAUGAUCAAGGGAGACCCCCAGUGAACGUUCCAGCUGGAAGGGAUGAAUUUGCGCCAAAUGGACUUGCAGGAACAGGCGAAGGAGGUGGAGCGGGUGGUAAUGCAGCAGGUGGAGGCGUUAGGUAUGAUCCAGGAAGAUUCCCAGAAGCCAAUCCCUUCUUUGGAGAUAGAAAUGAACCAGCUGAAACCGGAGUCGAACGUAAUAGAUAUGAUACGAUUGGGAGUCAAAACACGCUUCCCGGUAGACGUGAUCCGCCUGUAAAUGAAAUUUCCAAUAACAAAAAUAUUGUAUUACAAAAUGAUGUAAGGAAAAAACAGACAAAACCAGGCGAACAAACCACUAUGGAAGUAUUUAGAGCCUAAAACAUAUAUUGUCUUGUCUUUGUUGAAUGAAUGUUGGCCGAAACUGUUUAAAGCAUAAAUAUCUUUGAAUAAAAGCAAUUUAUGAAA